GAAGAGACGAGCGCGCUGUGACGUAAUUAUUUAAAACAAAAAUGGCGGAGAAACAUUCGGAAUCCGAAGUAGACAGUGGAGCAAGUAUUGUAGAUGUUGAGCUCUUGCAGAAAGAGGAGGUUCAAGCAACCACACGAUCAGUCAAACGAUAUUCCUCCGAAAAUAUCGCUCCACCAUCAAAAUCUCCGCGCACGGUCAUCCCAUCACCAGAGACCGAUGCACGACCAGAGACUGAGUCACAGGAGCUCGAGAGUGAAAACACAGAACUGCAAACAUGUUCAACUCCCCCGGACAGACGGAAGUCCUGGAGAAGGGCCACCAUAAACCGUCGCUCUCUCCCUGCCCUCCCCAACCCGUAUCAGGUUCUUUGCAGAAGCAUAAGCACAUUCUUGUCACAGAACGAAAGGCUGGAGAAGUUGAUGGAGGCUUCAAUGAAGAAAGCCAUUGAUAGGACCCAGUCUUCUCUUCAGACAGCAGCACACUACUCUAUGGAAUCAUUUCAAAUCAAAAUUGAUGAAAUGCUAAAAGAAUGGGAUUGCCUGGCCAGAAGUAUACAGAGUGAUUCUCAUUCUAAUGGUGAUGCAACUUGUUCAGAUGAUCCUUCAAUUCAAAAAUCGAUGGAGAAAAUUAAGAACGCAAUUAGCAGACUUGAGAUGGAAAAAGAAUCAUGGGAAACAUUGCUGAAUAAACACCGGGACAAAGCAGAGCAGUUGGAAAGGAAAGUACAAAAAGGCCAAGAAACUGGUAUCACACCUGACGCUGCAUCCCUGGCUCAGUCGUCUCAAUAUCGAGUCAUCAAGAGCAAACCCGACUAUAACCUUUUCCUCAGCAGACAGCAACCCAGGCUUCAGACCAUGGCCCUCAUUAUGGAUACUCAGUGUAAAAUGGUUAAAAACCUUCUUUCAAUCAGAAACCAAUCAAAGUUGGUAGUGACAGAGACCAGUGGACAAUUGGCUGCAGAAUCAGGAUUGCCGGAGCUUUCGUCUGACCUGGUCAAGAGUCUAAUCACACAACCUUUGGCCUCUGCAAUGCAAUAGACUCAAAUCAAUAAUCAAUGGACCACAGCUCUAUGGCUCUCUGACAUCCGUGCGACCUCUAUUAUCUACUUACUGGUGGAUUUUUACUUUUAUUACGUUGUAGUUUAAAAAUAUGUUAA
Molecule: messenger RNA, 1156 nt
Organism: Periophthalmus magnuspinnatus
Lineage: Eukaryota; Metazoa; Chordata; Actinopteri; Gobiiformes; Gobiidae
Product: kinetochore-associated protein DSN1 homolog
Exons: 11
Coding region: 42-1037 (331 amino acids)
Biological process (GO): cell division; mitotic sister chromatid segregation
Cellular component (GO): MIS12/MIND type complex
Source: RefSeq, a predicted model, not a curated record